Oryza sativa Japonica Group (Japanese rice) is the source of this 1885-nucleotide messenger RNA. The record is from RefSeq and is a predicted model, not a curated record. NCBI's taxonomy places the organism in Eukaryota, Viridiplantae, Streptophyta, Magnoliopsida, Poales, Poaceae.
GGUCUAUAUCUAUUGCCGGUGCUUGGACAUGGUUGCAUUGUGGCUGGCUUCUUCAGCUCUGCUGAAACAUGGAAAAUUAGCUCUUAGAGCAGAUCGGCAAAGGAUGGAAAAAUCUCACAGAGUCUGCAAGAAUUGUGUUGCAAAUCAUUAUUGGCUCCACAUGGACAAUCACGGAAAGAGUUUCAUCAAGGUUAUGAUUACUGAUUUCAAAAAUGGAGUGACUAUACCAGCGAAGUUUGCACGCAAUUUCGGAGGGCAGAUGUCUGGAACAGUCAAACUCGAAACUCGCAAUGGUAAAACAUAUGAAGUUCAAGUUGCCAAGGAACUAAACAAUCUUGUCCUCCGAUCUGGAUGGGAAAGAUUUGCCAGUGCUUAUGAGCUUGAAAAGGGUGACAUUUUGGUGUUCAUAUACAGUGGAAACUCCCACUUCAAAGUCUGGAUUUAUGAUCCAAGUGCUUGUGAGAAAGGAUUACCCUGUAUCAUAACGGAACAGCUUCCUCGUGUACAACAAAGGAGCAUCUCUCAUAAUAAUCAUACUCAAUUGAAAAGGAAUGCAAAGUCAGCUAAGCUGUAUGUUGAUAGCUCUGGUCACAGUAAGGAAACUUCAGAGAUAAAUCCAGCAAACUCUCCUUCAUGGAAACCAACUGAAAGGGUCCCAUCUUCUGAAGAACUUGAUGAACCCGUGGAUUUGGCCAACGUCCAGAAGGCAACCAAGUCUUUCUAUUCGUUACCAAGGAUGUGCAAUAUGACCAGUGCACAAAAGGCUGAAGUAGAUGCUCUUGAGAAGAGAAUUAAACCUCAAAUUCCAUUUUACAUCACAGUCAUGGACAAAGCAAGUGCGACUGACGGAUUACUGGCCAUCUCGAAGGAUUAUGCUGUCAGUUACCUUCUUGACAAAAAUGAGACCAUCAAACUAUGUCAUUCUGGUCGUAGCAUGACAUGGGAUAUCAGUUUGGACAUUGACACUGAUGAUCAGUAUGCCCUUUCAACUGGUUGGUUGGACUUCAUUCGCAACAAUCAUUUGCAAGAAGGUGAUAUCUGCGUAUUCGAAGCAUCAAAAAACAAGAGGGGAGUUGCAUUGAUAUUUCAUCCUUUGAAGCAGAGCCAUCACCCAAAACCGCCAGGAUGUGUUCCUUCCACCAAGUUUCCUAGGCAUGGAGUUAGUAAGCCUAACUACAUUGUGUCAAGAUUUACCACUCUAUCUGGUCAGCUUAAAAUAAAAGUGGAAGCCAAAGUACAAGCUAUUCAAUCCGAAAUCCCCAUUUUUGUAGCUGUCAUGCGGGAAAGCUUCAUUAGAGGCAGGUCAAGAUAUAUGUGCUUCAGUGCAAAAUAUGCUGCCAAAUAUCUCCCACGGGAGAAGAACAAAAUUAUGAGGCUUCGACUGCCCAAUAAGAGCUACAAGUAUAAGGCUGUAUUCAAGAUCAAUAACAAAGUUCAUAAACUUGGUGGAGGAUGGGGGAAAUUUGUCGAUGACAACAAAAUAAAACUAGGUGAUAUCUGCCUCUUCCAGCUCAUGAAAAACAAGAAGAAGCUCAUGAUGAUGGUCCAUAUCAUCCGAAAAUCUGAGUUCUGCUGAUCCAUCUUUUGAUGUUGGUGAUGUUGCCCUUUUGUAAAUAGUUAAUGGCAGUGCUUUUGAGUUAGAAAUGGUAAUGCUUGUAGCUAGUUUAUCCAGUCUGAAUGCUAUGAAGGAUGAACUUUCAUGAACCUAUAUAAGUAUAUAUCAUUACCGAGAUAUGGAUUGGGAUCAGGUGCAGUCCCAACUACAAUUUCUAGCCCAGUGCCUAAAUAAGACGAUAGUCAAACGUUAGACAUAGAAACCCGCAACUGCAUUUAAGAUGAGACGGAGGGAGUAUUCCUUUAAAGAAAAUCUCCUAGCACCCAAGGA